Molecule: messenger RNA, 2352 nt
Organism: Vigna radiata var. radiata (mung bean)
Lineage: Eukaryota; Viridiplantae; Streptophyta; Magnoliopsida; Fabales; Fabaceae
Product: AP2-like ethylene-responsive transcription factor AIL1
Exons: 9
Coding region: 316-2085 (589 amino acids)
Biological process (GO): regulation of DNA-templated transcription
Molecular function (GO): DNA binding; DNA-binding transcription factor activity
Source: RefSeq, a predicted model, not a curated record
AUACCCCCUUUAGAAGAGACCCACAAGAUAUGAAUCCCACAUGAUUAUGACUAUGAUGCAGCUUCAAAGAGGGAAAAAAAUGGAAAAUUUUCAACCCCAUCCCAACUUCCCAACCGUUACAAGCUUUGAAAUUUGAGCUCAAAGUCCAACAUUCCAAACUUGCAUAGAUAGAUAGAGAGAUACAUACAUGCUACAAGCAGUUCGAAUUUUUGGGAGGAGAGAAAGAUCUGUGUGGUGUAAGUUAGUGUAACUGGUGUAAGAAGGAAGUCUGUGCUCUUUGUGGGGGAUUGUUUUCUUGAGAAAAACUGUGUUAAUAUGAAUAACUGGUUGGGAUUCUCUCUCACUCCCCACUUGAGGAUUGAUGAAGAAUUUGGGAGAGAAAACCAAGAGCGUGGAGAAGAAGGAGAAGGAGGAGGAGGGUAUCAUCCUCGUCCUUCUUCUCACCCUCACUUGUCUGUUAUGCCUUUGCGCUCUGAUGGUUCUCUCUGUGUUGCUGACUCUUUCAGUCACUCUGCCACUCCUCAAGAAUGGAGGUAUGAUAGUGCAAUAGGUGGAGGGAAUUCCAAUGAAAAAGGUCCAAAGCUUGAGGACUUUUUGGGCUGUUACUCAAACUCCCCCAAUAAAGUCUUUUGUCAAGAUUCUCAACAUGACCAAAACCAAAGCCAGAGCAAUGUUUCCAAAAUCAAUGUUAAUGUGGCACCAAACUUUUGCACCAAUGCUGAUAUUGAAACUGGGGAUUGCCUCACAAACCCUUCUUCCUUGCUUCAAUCUUUCCAUGCAUACAAUGAUAACCCACAUGCCCUUAUCCCGACCAAUGGCAUGUACAAGUCCUGGUUGGCGCAAACUCAGUUUUCUGAUGUAAAGCCUUCAACUGAGGCAAAUGGGUGUAAUUUCCAAUCACUGUCUCUCACUAUGAGCCCCACUGUGCAAAAUGGGGUGGGAGCAAUUUCCUCUGUUCAAGCUCUUGAUGACAAUAGGAAACGGGCCAUGGCUAAAUCUCAUGCUAGAGAGCCAGUUCCUCGCAAAUCCAUUGACACUUUUGGACAGAGAACCUCUCAAUACCGUGGUGUUACAAGGCAUAGAUGGACUGGGAGAUAUGAGGCCCAUUUAUGGGACAACAGUUGCAGAAAGGAAGGGCAGACAAGGAAAGGAAGGCAAGUCUACCUUGGUGGUUAUGAUAAGGAAGAAAAAGCAGCAAGGGCUUAUGACUUAGCUGCACUCAAGUAUUGGGGUCCAACAACUCACAUAAAUUUCCCUUUAAGCACUUAUGAGAAGGAACUUGAAGAGAUGAAGCACAUGACCAGGCAAGAAUUUGUCGCCAAUUUAAGAAGGAAGAGCAGUGGAUUUUCAAGAGGGGCAUCUGUGUAUAGAGGUGUCACAAGGUAUGGACUAAAGCACCAUCAACAUGGAAGGUGGCAGGCCCGAAUUGGAAGGGUUGCAGGAAACAAGGACUUGUAUCUUGGUACAUUUAGCACUCAAGAAGAAGCUGCCGAAGCAUACGAUAUUGCAGCAAUCAAGUUCAGAGGAACAAGUGCUGUGACCAACUUUGACAUAAGUAGGUAUGACGUGAAGAGAAUCUGCUCAAGUUCCACACUGAUUGCAGGAGAUCUUGCAAAGCGGUCCCCCAAAAAAGAGUCACCAGCUUCUGUUGCUGCGGAUGACAUCAACACAAGCAGUUCUUCUGUGCCGUCUCAGCCAACUUCUUUGGCAAUAACCGAUGCUGAACAUUCUGAUGAGUUGUCCAACAUGAUGUGGAAUGCCAACAACAGUGAUGAACAAGCAAACAACGAGAGUGUUAACAUGAACAAUGUGAGUGAAUCAUCACAGCAAGUUUCUCCAAGCAACAACAAUAAGGUUGGUUUGAACCAUGAAAGUCCUCCCAAGUGUUCUGUGGGGCUACCGAACGAGUUUGGAGUGAGUGGAGCAGAUUAUGGACAUGGGUACUUCAGCCUGGAAGGACCAAAAUAUGAUGAUGAUGACGAUGAUGAUGAUGGGAACACUGAAAACGACCACAUGAGCAGCAACAGGCUUGGAAACAUGGGACUUGUUAAUCAAGUUCCGAUGUUUGCUUUGUGGAAUGAAUGAGCUUAGGAAAGAAAACUUAAGACGAUGAUGAGAUGGGAGCAUUAUUGGAUGAUUAUUGUAGUAUUUGGUAAGGUAAUUUGUUGUUGUGUUGAAAAGAAGGGUAUGUCAGUAGUAGUAGUGGUGAUUCCUUAUGUGUUUUCUGUUGUUGGUAGGUAGGGUACGAUACUAACUUGCAAAACAUUAUCCACUUUGGUUAACGAGAAAAAUAGAACAGAAUGAUGCAUGAAAAUCAAUGAUGAGAAUCGUACCAAAAUCUUGAAAUUACUA